Messenger RNA from Penicillium concentricum, 255 nucleotides. RefSeq lists its product as uncharacterized. The transcript has 3 exons. The record is from RefSeq and is a predicted model, not a curated record. The coding region runs from base 1 to 255 and encodes 84 amino acids. Lineage: Eukaryota; Fungi; Ascomycota; Eurotiomycetes; Eurotiales; Aspergillaceae.
AUGCGCCGCCGCUCGUGCGCGGUUUGUUCGAGCGUGGAGCGACAAAUGGCGAAUAUGGCCCGAAUUGGGUUGCCGGGUGGUUGUUGUAUAGUGUUUUUCGGUCGCGGGAUGAGGAAGGGGGAGACCGGGGGCUCCGCAGGCUCGGAGACUGGUAUCGAAGAAGAUGCUGAUGAGUGUGUAGAUAAACGCACGAGGCAGGAAGAGACAACACAGCCGAAGAAGUACUAUGAUCCUGUGCGCAAUGGGACGAUAUGA